Molecule: messenger RNA, 2061 nt
Organism: Stegastes partitus (bicolor damselfish)
Lineage: Eukaryota; Metazoa; Chordata; Actinopteri; Pomacentridae
Gene: plcxd1.1
Product: phosphatidylinositol-specific phospholipase C, X domain containing 1, tandem duplicate 1
Exons: 8
Coding region: 439-1416 (325 amino acids)
Biological process (GO): lipid metabolic process
Molecular function (GO): phosphoric diester hydrolase activity
Source: RefSeq, a predicted model, not a curated record
AUCUGAUCAUUGCUGCAGUAUGUUCGGGAGUUUCCAGCCCCAGAAAGAGGUGAUGCAGCAGCAUCCCUGUCCUGCCUCCGUGAUUCAUUACAUUCAGUUUCGGUGGGCUCUUUAAGAGGAGAGACUCUCUGCAUCUGCUGAUCUGUGAGCCGGAGCGGUGCCGCCCUCCCUGCACAUCCUGGACCGACAGACACCCGGCGGCUCGUCCUGGGACUCACUCGGCGCUCAUGCGUAAUGGAUAAUCGAUGUUAACAUGCGCCGGGCCCAGCGUCCUCUGCGUCCGUGCAGGUGUGAAAGACAUGACACUUCCUCCUGGUCUGCGAUGGGCAGCUCCUCCAGGCGUCUAACAGCAGCCACCGCGUUUCCCCUGUUCGCUGGUUGGUCCGGUUCAGCUGGUUGGGCGUCAAGAGGAAGCAGCAGUUUGAUCAAGAGCCCAGCAUGUCCUCGGUGGUGGUGUCCGGGCUGAGUGAGCUGAGUCUGGCAGAGCUGCCCAUGGAGAGCUGGAUGUCUCAGCUGCCCUGCGCUCUGUGGGACACCCCCCUGUACCACCUGGCCAUCCCAGGCAGCCACAAUGCAAUAACCUACUGUCUGGAUAUGAACGACAGAUCCCCUGUUGACCUCAUGCAGCCAGACCUGCUUCAAAAGCUGGACAAAUUCAUGAAGCCCCUCAUUCGCCCCUUUGUGUACAAGUGGGCAAUAACACAGGAGUUCACUAUAAAGCAGCAGCUGGACUGUGGGGUCAGAUACUGUGACCUGCGAAUCGCCCACCGGCCCAACGACAGCUCCACAGACUUGUACUUCUACCACGGCGUUUAUACCACGCUCACUGUGGAGACCGUCCUGAUGGAGAUAAGAGAGUGGCUGGACGCUCAUCCCAAAGAAGUGGUCAUCCUCUCCUUCAGUCACUUCCUUGGCCUGAGCCAGGAGCUCCACAUGCUGCUGCUCACAACCAUCCGCAACACGUUCACCUCCAAACUCUGUCCCAAAACGGAGCCGUUAACUCUUCGGAACCUGUGGGCUUUAGGCUACCAAGUGAUUGUGUCCUAUGAACACACUAUUUCCAGCUUACACAGUGAACUGUGGCCACACAUUCCUUACUGGUGGGCCAACAAAUGCAAAGCUGAGUCUCUUAUUGAGGAGUUCGAACACAGAAAACAGCAUGGCAGACCAGGUGGUUUCUUUGUCACAGGAAUCAAUCUGACAGAGGACCUGAAGUACAUCUGCACACAUCCGACAGAGUCGCUGAAGGACUUGGUAAUGUCCACGUAUCCGACACUGCUCAGCUGGGUUAAAGAGCAGACUCCUGGAUCCAGAGUCGGCUCUCUCAACAUCAUUGCUGGAGACUUUAUCACGGAGAGCGACUUUGUACCGACUGUCGUUACACUGAACGAGAAACUUCUGAAAUGGUCCUCAUGACUUUUCACCAAUAAGCAUGAUUCUACAACAAACAAACAAACAAACAAACAAAAAAAACCACGAACACAGCAUGAAAUACAGUCAAGCUUGUUUUGUUAAGAGUGUCAGAAAAAUACUUGAAUUAUUCAUUUCAACAUAAAUGCACUUGCUGGAGGCAGUGACACGUGCAUUUCAGUCUGAAAGCUGCUUUUUGAUAUUUUGACCUGCACUUGUUUGUUUACAUUCAGUUCACUAUUUAUGCAAUGUACUGUAUCAGUUUUCACAAGUCAGCAAGGCAGCCAGGUUUAUGUUACGCUGACCAAAGCAAUAACGAUACAACUAAUCUCACCUUAACGUAGGCAUUUUAGACGAGUAAGCACAAAUAAUGUAUUCAAUGAGCACAUAUGACUGUAAUGUAGGACACAAACUUUUAUAAUUCUAACAUGAGCAGUAAACUGUAUCAGCUACAAUACAUCUAUUUAACUAUAGAGAAUGUAGAGAAGAUGUGAACUUAUGCAAAAUGCAUGGAAAACCUAUUUGCAUGAACCCAACCUUGACUGUUCUACUACUUUAGCCAAUAGGUUCAGCCUUGAUUUAACAUAACGCUGCACCGCUGUGCCUGUGGAGAUAAGCUUUUCAAAUAAACAUGAGCAUUUUUAAGCAAAA